ACGUUGCGCAGUUCUAUCUUGAAUGCGGGUAGGGUAUGUUGUGCUCUUCUUGAAGUUUUGUUACGUGUUAAAGUACGUAAUUAUAUUAUUGUUAAGAAAGUGUUUUAAAUUAAAGUUUAAUAACAGAAAAGUUUUGAGAGUGUAAAUAGUACAAUAAUAACUUGCAGAUAAUACAAGUGAAAUUUUAAGAUAUAAAUGUUUAUGAGAUUAUUCAACAUGACUUUUACUGAAGUGAUAUUUUUGUGGUUAACAACAUUUCUCGUAUUUAAUCGUAUUGAGGCUACUAAAGAACACUGCAAUAAAGAAGAGGACUUACUGCAAAGGUGUUCCAUGGCGCUACCUGUGUUAAGUUCCCCAGAAAUAUCUUUUGCACUCACACGAGAAGAAUUGGAUAAAAGUUGUGUAGAACUCCGAGCUGGGAUCAAAUGCAUAGACAACUAUACAGAAGUAUGCAUGGAGAAGAGUAAACAAGUGAUGUUCAGGCGAAUAUACGCUGGUAUCACCGCAGUGGUACAAGAAUUAUGUACCCGUGGAAGCUACCAGGACGAGUACCUGAGGCAUGCCGAUUGCGUGAAGAAAGUCAGGCCCGAGUAUGAAACGUGUAGCAGAAACUAUGAAGGAACGCUCACAGCUCUGACGAAUCACCAGAAAAGUGAUCAGUAUGAAACAGAUGUUGAUAGUCAAGGAGAUUACUUGAGAACUGUCUGCUGCUCAUUCCAAGAAUACCUGCUGUGUUCAGAGAGAACGGUUCAGAGGUCGUGUGGUGAUGAAGCAGCCUUGUUCACGAGUGCAUUCCUUAAACGGAUGGCUUCUAAUAUUAUUAAGAAUUUUUGUUUAGAUUAUCGGGGGCAGGAAUGCGGCUUGGCAGACAAAGCAACGUCGAAUCAACUCAAUAUAAUCCUAAUCGCUGUUACUAUUUUAGCAACUAUACUUCCUCAUAUAUCGCUAGUUCCCGCGUAAUCCAAUCGACUACGUGUUAUAGUAGGAUCGAAUUUUUAAUUACACUUAUUUCAUAGUUGUAAUUAGUUUGGGAACUUUCUUGCGAUGCGACGAUGCAAUGUGCAGUGAGGUGUAAAUAAUUAAUGUAGGAAUUCACUCAGGUCAUAUAUUUUGCUCGACGGCUAGCAGUGGUUGUGUUGUUAUGUAUGUUGUAUGGAUGAUAUAGUUUAGUUAUGAUUAGCUCAUGUUACCUGCUAAUUUUAAGAUUAGUGCAUUGAGGUUUGUAUAGAUCAACUAUUUUUGUUUUUAUUUUUUUUAUAAUUUUUGUACGUCUCACUUUAUGUUCAUAGCUUGUUUAGAAUAAGUAUGUAAACUGUUAUUUAUUUUUUAUGUCAGGCAACUAUUUUUUUUUAUUUUUAACUGUUCUGGCAACCUACUUUUUUAUUACAAUAGAUUAAAAAAAAUAAUCUUAUAUCUUAAGAAUUAUUUUAUAUUUUAUAAAAUCCCAUUAUAAACAGUCUUGCGUGUAUAAAAUCAUUUUUUGCUAUAUGGUUUUAAUUCCACAGUAAGAAACUAAAAUGCGGCUAAUAUUUAUUUGUUAUAAUGUCUUAGUUGCUGUUAGCUUAAUAACUCAAGUGUUUAGAUUUAUUUUAUUAUUUUUAAAAUAACAUGGAGUCGUCGAAUAUUUUACGCCAAAGACUGCGAAUGGAAUUCGUGAAGGCAUUUAGAGAAGGUUUUAUUAUUCAUAAUGUUAUGUUCUUAAUAGUGUAACAUUUGAAUUCACUUUGCCAUGUAUCCUUUCAAAUAAUUGGAAUAUAAUCAUGUUAUAAACAUAUUAUGUAUUAAUCUUAGACAUUCGAAAUAUAGGAUAAUGCAUAGUUACCUACAAAAAGAUAAAAUGUUAAAUUACUUAUGUAACAACAUUCUGUAACAAUGUAAAGUCUGUAACAAUAAUAAUUCGAUAUGACAAUGUAUUUUCAACAAUAAUUGUUCAAUUACAUUGAAAUUAUUUCUUUAAAUUAUGUUUUAUUUUAUAAAAUUACACAUUUGUUGCUGUCCAUCAAAUAAAUAUCAAAGUAUAUUAUGUGAAUUAUAUUUGCAGCUAUCGUUGAAUUAAGAUGAAUUAUAAUAAAUAUUGUUAAACAAUUAUUAUUGCCUAUUUAACUA
This is a messenger RNA of Colias croceus (clouded yellow), 2106 nucleotides long. RefSeq lists its product as uncharacterized. The coding region runs from base 196 to 960 and encodes 254 amino acids. The record is from RefSeq and is a predicted model, not a curated record. Lineage: Eukaryota; Metazoa; Arthropoda; Insecta; Lepidoptera; Pieridae. The transcript is spliced from 5 exons.